Molecule: messenger RNA, 1383 nt
Organism: Penicillium antarcticum
Lineage: Eukaryota; Fungi; Ascomycota; Eurotiomycetes; Eurotiales; Aspergillaceae
Exons: 1
Coding region: 1-1383 (460 amino acids)
Source: RefSeq, a predicted model, not a curated record
AUGUCAACACUUCUUCAGCAAUCAUUCCGUGAUAAGAGGCUACCUCCAGUCCCGCCAGCGGCUUCGACGUACCAUCAUGACCCUCUAUUAUAUGUUGAACGCCAGACGAAACACAUACAGCGCAAUCUUCAGGUUCUGAUAGACGCGCAAAGUGACGGCCUGUUCUCGGGACUCGCACGGCCUCAGUCAGACGAAGCCUCCAGCAGGAGCUUGAGUCCAAGCGCCUCCGAGGCUAGUCGCUCACAAUCUCCUUCUACGGUCCUCUUAAGGCAAACUGCACCAAAGAAAAUUGGACUUCGGGCCGCUCGAGAUGGGAUCUUCCAAUCGAUUUAUGACCUAUUGAAGCUGCGAGAGGAAGAACGAGAGAUCAUUUUGAAUCAGACGGGCGAGAGAGAAAGUGCGCUACAUGAUAUACAAAGCUUUCUCUCAAAAAGAUCCGGUCUCGAAGAAGCCAUCGCUUCUAUACAUGGCGAUCAGGAGAGCCAACAAUCAAAACAACUAGAAGAAGAGGCUCGGACCCUCGCGACUGACAUUCAUGAAUUGGAGACCAGGCUGUAUGAGAUGAAAGCUAAACAUCGUCAUCUUGUCAGUGAGAUUUCACAUAUCAAUAACUCGGUCGACGCCAAGCUAUCUUCCUAUACUGAAUCGUUGUCCAUACUCGACUCCGAUAUCCGAAAGUACCUCCGAGACCCUCCCAUUCAACCCUUAUCGCAACUUUCAGGCGAAUCUACCUUCCACUCCCUCAAUCCCAAACGCCGCACACUUGACAUGGUUCGGGAACAUUGGAGCACGGAGCAAGUGAGUUUACGCAGUCGGCAACAGAAAGUAGAUGAAGAGAUUCUGGCACUGGAAGAGGGAGGCGGAGUGUGGAAGCAAGCAGUAGCAGACGUUACCGGCUUCGAGAAGCGUCUCAGGGCCAACAUGCGACACUAUGUUGAGAUUACGACGCCAGCGACCGAGUCCGAAGGAUCUACAUCACCAGAUUACAAAGAUGAGCUUGUUAAGAAUAUCUUGGAUGAUUUGGAAAAGACUACCCAGCGCGUUGAAUCACAUUUGGAGCUCGCCGAGGACAAAGACUGGAAGUUAUUGGUUUGCUGCAUUGCAGCCGAGCUAGAAGCUCUACGAGAAGCAAGGGGUAUACUCCGUCCCGCCUUUGGCUUGCCGGUGCAUGAAAAGGAUGAAGCCCUAAGCUCCCCUGGCGAUCCUUCACUGGAGGACCAGAGCCAGAGCCAGGAGGACCAUGAGCCCCCCUACGAGGAUUCGCUAGCUCACGACGACCCGGAACCUCCAGCUGACUUGUUGAAGGAUGCAGAUUCUCAUCACUCAGAUCAUGGGUCAAGGUCUGAAGAAGACGAUGAACCAGAUCCUGCUUGGUUGACAUGA